This is a messenger RNA of Bradysia coprophila, 897 nucleotides long. RefSeq names its product UPF0598 protein CG30010. NCBI's taxonomy places the organism in Eukaryota, Metazoa, Arthropoda, Insecta, Diptera, Sciaridae. The record is from RefSeq and is a predicted model, not a curated record.
UUUAAUUCAAAUAUUGACAUGGGCGACAUCUUGCCAAUUCAAUCUCGUAAAGUUCUAUGUCUUUCUGCAAACCCUUUCAAAACAUAGGACUGUCAAAAUAUUGUGUGAACAACAUAAACAAGAUGCGUUUUUGUUUGACAUCGCAUUGAAUUUGUCUUUAUUCGCCAGAUAAUUUUGAUAGUAGAUAUGUUUGUCGCACGAAAAACCGUACAAAAAUAUCUACAAUUCCAUAAAAAUAUUUUUAUCCGGCCUGUCAGUUACGUACAGGGUCAGAAACAUGAUAACAAAAUCCGCGAAUAUUUUUACUACAUCGACCAUAACGGAAUGUUGUUCUUAGAUGAUGCCAAAAUGAAGAACUUCACGUCAUGCUUCAAGGACAAAAAGUUUUUGCAAUUUUUUUUCCAUAGACUUCGGACCAAUGAAACGGGUCGCUAUCAGGAAGAUUUUCCGUAUUUGUCCAUUUGCGGCCGGGAGAGAAACUACAUUUGCUGUGAUGACUUACCAAUUGUGUACACUCAUGUAUUGACUGCUUCUGAUGACCAGAGACAACUGUUAUCCUAUGCCCAUGCCGGUGAUUUACUCACGUUUCCAUUCGAACCCGAUAAAAUAUUUAUGUCGCCAACAUCAGGCCGUGUUUAUCAUCCCACAGAGAUCAAUGGGUCCAGGUCGAUUGGCUUGAUCAGAUCGAAAUUAGCAAUUGAAUUCAGUAAAUACUUUGAAUUCGGCGCCGAUGAUGAUCAAUCGCCGACUCAUUUUACUUGGAACGGUGUGAGAUAUAGUUUGAAUAGCGAUUGGAUGUCGAUCAUACCAAUAUCACGGCAAUGAUACACAGAGUUUUCCGAAUUUGUUUUUCAAUUUUAUUUUAAUUUGUCAGUGGAAAUAAAUUAGCAAUUUUUG